AUGUUGGAUGGUUUUUCUCAGGAAGUGAUUGCAGGAGACAGUGGUGAGUCAACCAUCGAGGAGUGUCUGUUGUGUUCGGAGCGGAAAGCGGCGGUGCUCUUCCAGCCCUGCGGUCACAAGUGCGUCUGUGCGCAGUGCGCGCCGCUCAUCAAGAAGUGCGUCAACUGCCGACUGCCCAUUGAGCGCCAGGUACCCUACGCCGUCUGCUGCGCCGCUUCCGCGCCGCCGUCGCCGGCGCCGGUGCCGUUGGCUCCGGAGCACAUGUCGAUGAACAACACCAACUACAAACCCAACAACGUCUCCGUCGCCAAGCACACCAACGCGCCCACCGACGUCACCAAGCUGCAGCAGCAGCUGCACGACAUCAAGGAACAGACGAUGUGCCCGGUGUGCAUGGACCGCAUCAAGAACAUGAUCUUCCUGUGCGGACACGGCACCUGCCAGCUGUGCGGGGACCGCGUUACCGAGUGUCCCAUUUGUCGCAAACUGGUGGAGAAGCGCAUUCUCCUCUAA
Messenger RNA from Paramacrobiotus metropolitanus, 513 nucleotides. RefSeq names its product E3 ubiquitin-protein ligase MIB1-like. The transcript is spliced from 4 exons. Lineage: Eukaryota; Metazoa; Tardigrada; Eutardigrada; Parachela; Macrobiotidae. Gene Ontology annotation, cellular component: cytoplasm. Gene Ontology annotation, biological process: protein ubiquitination. Gene Ontology annotation, molecular function: ubiquitin-protein transferase activity. The record is from RefSeq and is a predicted model, not a curated record. Bases 1 to 513 code for a protein of 170 amino acids.